CACAUUUUCUCAACUCCUACCAUCCCUAUAUACAUACUACACUAGUACACAACUUAAUACAUGCAUUUUAAAUCGACCCAACAGAAAAAAUACAUUUCAAAGAAAUUCAAAAAAAUGGUUUCUGAUCAAAAUGGAUAUGUUUCAAAACGUGUAUGCGUAGUUGGAGCAGGUCCAUCGGGGUUGGUGGCAGCAAGGGAGCUGAAAAAAGAAGGCCAUGAUGUAAUUGUUUUGGAACAAAAGCAAGAGAUUGGAGGUCAAUGGCUUUAUGAUCCAAAUGUUGAAGAUGAAGAUCCACUUGGAAAGGGUUUGAUCCGAAAGGUUCAUAGCGGCGUUUACGCAUCUUUACGGGUGUUUGCUCCGAGGGAAGCCAUGGGUUUUCCUGAUUUUCCGUUUGUUGUGAAGGAAGGCGGGGAUUGUAGGAGACAUCCAGGCCAUAGUGAAUAUCUUGAGUACUUAAAAGAUUUUUGUGAGGUUUUUGGGUUAAGGGAUUUCAUUAGGUUUAAUACUCGGGUUGAAUAUGUUGGAAUGCUGAAUUAUGAGGGAAACAAUGGUGAUGAUAUUAAAGACUUGAAAUGGAUUGUGAGAAGUGUUAAUUUAAAGAAGCAAACGAGGAAGCGCGACGACGGUGAUGAGAAGGCCGCGGCGGCGGUGGCGGCUGAAGAACUGUUUGACGCGGUGGUCGUCGCCAACGGCCAUUAUUGUCAGCCUUAUUUGUCUCCCAUCAAAGGCAUGGAGGAUUGGAAAAGGAAGCAGAUGCACAGUCAUGUUUACAGAACUCCAGAUCCAUUUAAGAAUGAGGUUGUGGUUGUUGUUGGAAAUUCGCAAAGUGGGCAGGAUAUAUCAAUGGAGCUAACAAAAAUGGCGAAAGAAGUCCAUUUCAGCGCCAAGGAUAAGAGCGUGACAGAGGGCCUAUUAAAAGUCAUUUCCAAAUGUAGCAAUCUUCAUCUUCAUCCAGUGAUAGAUUCGAUGUAUGAAGAUGGACGAGUAGUAUUUAUAGACGGUAAUUCAAUCAUUGCGGACACAAUCAUAUAUGCUACCGGCUACUCCUAUUCGUUUCCAUUCUUGGAUACCAAAGGAAUAGUGAAAGUGAAUGAUAAUAGAGUUGAACCUCUUUACGAGCACACAUUUCCUCCUUUGCUUGCUCCUUCUCUUUCUUUCAUUGGGAUUCCAAAAAUGGUGUUACUCCCAUUCUUUGAGUUACAAGCAAAAUGGAUUGCCCAAGUUCUCUCAGGAAAAAAGAAGUUGCCCUCAUUUGAACAGAUGAUGAUAUCUGCCCAAGAGUUCUAUCAUUCUAGAGAUUUAUCCAGCAUUCCAAAGCAUUACACUCAUGCUAUCAUACCAUACGAUGGUUUUGAGUAUUGUGAUAAAUAUGCAGAUUUCUCGGACUCACCACAUUUAGAAGAUUGGAAGAAAGAGUUAGUUUUGUAUAGUGCAUCGAAAUAUUUCACUGAUUUGGAGAACUUUCGUGAUUCAAACGACCAUGACCACAAGAUGCUUCAAUUGGCUCAACAAAUCUAUAAUUACACUAAAGUUUAGAGUUCAAACUUCUUUAUGUUUUUGCAUGUAUCGAUUAUGGUAAUGAGAAACAUCACAAAAUCUUUUAAUGUACGUUUGGGAUUUCGAUUGUCAUCUAUAUAAAU
Messenger RNA from Oldenlandia corymbosa var. corymbosa, 1640 nucleotides. The record is from the annotation of a GenBank genome assembly. NCBI's taxonomy places the organism in Eukaryota, Viridiplantae, Streptophyta, Magnoliopsida, Gentianales, Rubiaceae.